AUGUUUGGUCUCAAGCUUGUAUCGAUUUUGAGCGCCAUUCUGGGCCUUUCCUCUCUUGCAACAUCACAGAAAACAGUCAGGAUCAAUGCACUUGGUGACAGUAUCACUGGAUCUCCCGGAUGUUGGCGAGCGAUCCUCUGGCAAAAGCUGCAAGCCGCUGGUGUGAAGAACACAGAUUUUGUCGGGACUCUCUCCGGACAAGGUUGCGGUUUUAGCUAUGAUGGAGAGAAUGACGGUCAUGGUGGCUUUCUCGCAACCGGCAUCGUUAGAGACAAUCAACUCCCAGGGUGGCUCUCCCAAUCGAAGCCAGAUAUUGUUAUGCUAGAACUAGGAACUAAUGAUGUUUGGAGUAACAUUGCUCCAGCUACUAUCAUAGCAGCCUUCGACACACUUGUGAACCAGAUGCGAGCUCAGAAAUCGACUAUGAGAGUCCUAGUAGCGCAGAUUACGCCUAUGAACCCAAGUUCAUGUUCGGAUUGUGGGCAACGAGUGAUCGCAUUCAAUGCUGCUAUCCGUGCUUGGGCACCCAACAAAUCGACUGCGGCAUCACCAAUCACUGUAGUGGAUUGCUGGACAGGAAUCAACACAACCUCUGACACUAUAGAUCGAGUUCACCCCAAUUCUUCCGGAAAUACCAAAUUGGCAAACUGCUGGUAUGAACCCCUGAAGGCCGCCAUUGCUCUUGCCGGGUGCCCAUGA
Glarea lozoyensis ATCC 20868 is the source of this 699-nucleotide messenger RNA. Its product is annotated as SGNH hydrolase. Gene Ontology annotation, molecular function: phosphatidylcholine lysophospholipase A1 activity. The transcript has 3 exons. NCBI's taxonomy places the organism in Eukaryota, Fungi, Ascomycota, Leotiomycetes, Helotiales, Helotiaceae. The coding region runs from base 1 to 699 and encodes 232 amino acids. The record is from RefSeq and is a predicted model, not a curated record.